Messenger RNA from Megalobrama amblycephala (Wuchang bream), 1954 nucleotides. It is a transcript of the gene syngr3b, whose product is annotated as synaptogyrin 3b. The record is from RefSeq and is a predicted model, not a curated record. The transcript is spliced from 4 exons. NCBI's taxonomy places the organism in Eukaryota, Metazoa, Chordata, Actinopteri, Cypriniformes, Xenocyprididae. Gene Ontology annotation, cellular component: synaptic vesicle membrane; neuromuscular junction. The coding region runs from base 32 to 733 and encodes 233 amino acids.
GCAGCAGUCAGCGCGCUACACUUUUGGGAGGAUGGAUGGAGCGGGCUCGUUUGGUGCGGGCCGAGCCGGUUCGGCCUUUGAUCUGCUUGCGUUCGUCAAACAACCACAGACAAUCCUAAGAGUACUGGCAUGGAUCUUCUCCAUGGUGGUCUUUGCUUCUAUAAUAAAUGAGGGCUAUGUGAAUAUGGGCAGCGAGCGACUGCACUGUGUCUUUAAUAAGAACGCAGACGCCUGUAACUAUGGCAUCACUAUAGGAAUUGUGGCUUUCUUAGCCAGCGUCUUCUUUCUGGCCCUGGACGUGUACUUCCCCCAGAUCAGCAGUGUCAAAGACAGAAAGAGAGCAGUGCUGUUGGAGAUGGUUUUUUCAGGAUUUUGGACGUUCCUUUGGUUUGUAGGAUUCUGCUUUUUGGCCAAUCAGUGGAGCCAUACGUCCCCUAAGGAGCUGCCGCUGGAGCAGGCGUCAGACGCGGCACGAGCAGCUAUUGCCUUCUCUUUCUUCUCCAUCCUUACCUGGGCGGGCCUUACGGUGUGUGCUGUUCAGAGGUUCCUGCUGGGUACGGACAUGACACUGUUCUCCACCGAGCCCAUGGACGGCCAGGCACCCAAGCAGCCGUACCCCUCCAAUGAUGUUAUCGGUCAGACUACCAUCCCUGUCAACGCUUACCAGAGUCCACCGCUCAUCGAGACCGUGGAGACCCGCCCCCCUGGAUACAAUAUCCCGCCUGCGUUUUAGUCCACAACCAAUCAGAAGACAAGGAAUAUAGCAGCGCUAAAGGACUGAGUAUAGACUGCCGUCAAUGUUAGCUAAAUGUAUUGUAUCGUAUCGCAUUUUAGUAACAAGGUGGCGAGGGGAAGAUGCUCACCUCUGUAGUCCGCACUAUAAUACAGAAUUAAAUGAUAAUGUAGUCUCUCGUUAACCUGAGCAGAAGUGGAUGUUUUGGGACAUUGAUUGUCAUUGCCUACCCAAACAUUUUACAUUUACAGUCAGCAAUGAAUUAUUGUCAAAACCACAAUGUGCUAUUUAUUUAGUAAAGCAUUUUAUUAUCAUUACUCUUUAUCUAAAGAAAUGAAAAAUAAUUAAAGGUGCACUAGGUAAUGCUUUUGGUCACUUUUGCCAUGGUAAAAAAUAAUUUGUGACCGAUUAUAAAAUGAUUAUUUAUUAUAAUAUUUAAAUAAUAUAAAUUAUUAUAAUGAAAAAGAAUAAAAGGUAAGAGUUAAAACUUUUUUCCAGUUGCAAAAGAUACCUAGUGCACCUUUAAGUAUGAUAAAGAAAAUACAUUAUACUUUAUUAUUUUUUUGUGUUUCUGAUUAUUAAAUAGCAUCUUGGCUUAGCUGAUUGACAACUGUACCAAACGAUACAUCACAUCAAUGUUUACUGCUGUUAAACCAGUGCUGUCCACGUCAUUUGUGUCAAAAUAUGUUUUUGUUAAGAAAGAAUUAGCAAAUUUUGUUUUUAAAAGUACUUAUGUCACUAUCAAGAGAGAGAGAGAGAGAGAGAGAGAAAUAAUGAGAAAUGGUCAGAGGAUGAGCAAAUGAGUGUGUGUCUCUGUCUCUCUCAGUGUGUGUGUGUGUUUGAUGAUGGACUUUAGGAGCAGUCGGAGACAUUCCAGAUGAGAUAACUGAGAUUACUGGAACAGACUGUUUACUUUAACAAGCAUACUUGUGCAUAUGUGUGUAUGUGUGUGUGAGUGAGUGUGUGUGUGUGUGUGUGUGUGUGUGUGUGUGUGUGUGUGUGUGUGUGUGUGUGUGUGUGUGUGUGUGUUUGCUCUAAUUCCGUCUAAUUGCAUGAUAUGAUAAAAUGCCACAAAUUCCCCCUGAAGCAGAGAGGUAACUGUUAUAUUUUGUUAAUGGAAGAAGUUACAGUGGUUAUCAAAGUCUUUAAGGUGGCAUAUACAGUACCAUGAGGUCCUGAAUAAAGAUGAGCCAGUACAGUGAACCAGACUGCUGGAUGCCA